CCGGAACAGAAUAAGCUGAACGAGGAGGUCGGAAGCAACCAGACCUAGCCUGUUCCUCAGGCCGCUCUAGCCAAAGGAACCAUAAAGACCAGACUAGAGCUCCUUUCCGUCCUCUCUCUGGUUCCACCCGCGGCUUCCGGUUCCGGGAAGGGGCCGAGUUUUCUUCGAAGAUUGGGGCUCCGCGCUACAGACAGGAUGGCUGUGGUGUCGCUGCUGUUGUUCGGGGGUUUGUGGAGUGCUGUGGGAUCGUCCAGUCUGGCUGUCGUUACAUGCGGUUCUGUGGUGAAGCUGCUCAAUACGCGCCACAACGUGCGACUGCACUCACACGACGUGCGCUACGGGUCAGGUAGUGGGCAGCAGUCAGUGACAGGUGUAACCUCUGUGGAUGACAGCAAUAGUUACUGGAGGAUACGGGGGAAGACGGCCACAGUGUGUGAGAGGGGAACCCCCAUCAGAUGUGGUCAGCCCAUCCGGCUGACACAUGUCAACACUGGCCGAAACCUCCAUAGUCACCACUUCACCUCACCUCUUUCUGGAAACCAGGAAGUGAGUGCUUUUGGUGAGGAAGGUGAAGGCGACUAUCUGGAUGACUGGACAGUGCUCUGUAAUGGGCCCUACUGGGUGAGGGAUGGUGAGGUGCGGUUCAAGCAUUCUUCCACUGAGGUUCUGCUGUCUGUCACAGGAGAACAAUAUGGUCGACCCAUCAGUGGGCAAAAAGAGGUGCAUGGCAUGGCCCAGCCAAGCCAGAACAAUUACUGGAAAGCCAUGGAAGGCAUCUUCAUGAAGCCCAGUGAGUUGUUGAAGGCAGAAGGCCAUCACACAGAGCUAUGAGUCUGGAGGCUGUGAGCCACUGUCACCACACAGUGUUCAUAGACAUCUGCUGCUCCUUCACCCUUUGGAUCCCUGCCACAGGUGACCAUGUCACCACUGAGAUGAAGAUACAUGAUAGGAAACAGUGGAUGUGUUUGGAAGCCUCAGCCCUUCAUGCUUGAAUUGGUUGUUCUCCCAGACUUGGGUCAGUUAUUUCUGAGUACAAGACUUGUUGGUGAAGGAGCAGAUGCUUUUUAUUCAUAUUAAUAAAACAAAAACGGAGGGAGGCAUCCCUCCUAGCUGGGAAAUUUUUAUUCCUCAGAAUCUUGGCAUCAUGGAUUAUUAAUGUGUGUGACUUUUCUCCCACUUUCUCCAGAAUGAUAAAAAAAAUUUCACUGUUA
Messenger RNA from Lagenorhynchus albirostris (white-beaked dolphin), 1211 nucleotides. It is a transcript of the gene SDF2, whose product is annotated as stromal cell derived factor 2. The record is from RefSeq and is a predicted model, not a curated record. The transcript is spliced from 3 exons. Lineage: Eukaryota; Metazoa; Chordata; Mammalia; Artiodactyla; Delphinidae. The coding region runs from base 196 to 831 and encodes 211 amino acids.